GAUGAUUGUACAACGCAAUGUUCCAGAUGCUUGCAAUUCUUUUGUGUGUAACAGCUUUUUCUUGGUUCGCCUUGACCUCCUACUAUUCUCUUUUGCACUUCAUAUUAUUGAUAGAUCUCAAUAAUGAUACCACUGUCUCGAGUAGAUAGCGAUGACCGACCGGCUGGACUCAAACUAGCUCGCAACAACACUGGCUAUGCUUAUUCUUCGACAACGAACACUACGGCUACACAUACUGAAAAUGCAGCGGGCGGAUCAUUAUUUGACGAUGAUCUACAAUGGCUGGACCAACGCUCGCGUGCAUCUAUGGAGAGCAGUUCCCGACGAAUAGAGUCGGGACGAUUUCAGCAUCCGUCGGUACCUGCACGAUCACCGUUUCGUAUUCGAGAUUCGCAAACUUCGGUGGCUAGCAGAGCACCUUCUACUACUGUGACAAAGCCUUUUCAGAGUACAAAAUGGUCCCCAACGUUUGAAUCAGAAGAACCCAGGAACGUUAUAGAUAACCGCGCAAGUCUGUCAGUCGAAGUGGCACGCAUGUGGAAGCGGCAACCGGCAGUAGGAGCGAGCAAUGAUCAGGACAAAGGUCGUAAAGAUGAUAAAUCAAAGGAAGAAGGGAUGGACGGCUUAUUAGGACAACUGCUUGUAUCGCAAGCUCUGGUGGAUGCGGAGCUAUAUAAUACUUUGACUUUUGAGCAACUAAGCGAAUUGAAACAGCAACGGAACGAAUUGAAAGAGCGGAUUGCGUCGUUAGAGAUGCGAUGGGCCGUGGAUAAGCAAGUGCAAGAUGUAUCGCGAUCCCUAGUUCAGCUGGACCGGGAGCAUAAGAAUGACACGCCAUCCAGUCGAGCAGCAUCUGAGCUGAUCGAACUACUAAACGAGGAAGCAGUUAUCCGGCAAAAGAUUUUGGAGCACACUGCAGGUGCUUUGAAACUUGGCUUUGAAAGCUACAAAGAAGACGAGCAUCAGCAACAGAAGCUGGAACAACAGCAAAAGCCAGUGGAGAACAGCGGCAGGCUUAGAGAAGCAGAACAAGAGAUCGAAUCGUUAAAGGCACAGAUGAAACAAAUGACAGCCGCCAAUAGCCGGGAAACGAACCAGGAAAUUGAAUCCUUGAAGGCUCAGAUCAAACAGAUGACAACUGCGAAUGCACAUGAAACGGAUCGUGAAGUCGAGCGGCUCAAGGCACAGAUCCAGCAGAUGGCAGCAACAAAUAGCAGAGAAACGAAUCAGGAAGUUGACCGGCUGAAUGCACGGAUCAAGCAAAUGACUGCGGCCAUGGUUUCAUUCGGGGAGCGACAGGAUCUUCACGAAAUAUCAGAUAGAAGCGACGAGCAACAGUGGAUAUCGGCUGUGGAAAGUCAGUUUAGCAACUACAAGCUGAAGAUGCGACGCUUGGAGCGUGAGCUCGAGUCCAACGAGGAAAAGUUGCGCCUCGAAUCCGUGACGGCCAAAAAAAUCGAAACGCAGUUGCGGAUCAUGCAGGAUAAACGCGAUGCCGCGGAAACAAAGUACCGGGACAUGGAGAAGAAAUAUUUGGAUCGUGAACUAAAUAUCGAUUCAUAUGAACCUAAUUUACGUACAACUACGGUCUCUUGUGUUGCACUGAGCACCUAAAGACAAUAAGGAAAGACUAACACUUGAUUACACUUAGCAACAACACCAGCGCAACUACCC
Molecule: messenger RNA, 1674 nt
Organism: Zychaea mexicana
Lineage: Eukaryota; Fungi; Mucoromycota; Mucoromycetes; Mucorales; Lichtheimiaceae
Exons: 5
Coding region: 124-1614 (496 amino acids)
Source: RefSeq, a predicted model, not a curated record